This is a messenger RNA of Physcomitrium patens, 1288 nucleotides long. The record is from RefSeq and is a predicted model, not a curated record. Lineage: Eukaryota; Viridiplantae; Streptophyta; Bryopsida; Funariales; Funariaceae.
GCUACUUGCUUCCAUGCUCCCUUCACCCUCCGUGUUAUUGCGGAGGCUGCGCUCACUUUUUGUGUCUCUCGUCUCCGCACUCUCUCAGAUUUGUUGCUGCUGUGGGUUGCUAGAUCCCUCGCUCUUAUUCGACCACGCAUUCUCUCUCUCGCAAUGGCGUCCGAGGGUGUGCUUUUGGGCAUGGGAAACCCCCUGCUCGACAUCUCCUGCGUGGUCGACGACGCAUUCCUCGAGAAGUACGGGCUGACGCUAAACAACGCUAUUCUUGCUGAGGACAAGCACCUUCCCAUGUACAAGGAACUGGCUGCCAAUCCCGAUGUAGAGUACAUUGCAGGAGGUGCUACUCAGAACACCAUCAGGAUUGCCCAGUGGAUGCUAGGUGAAUCGAACGCAACUAGCUACUUUGGCUGUGUUGGCAAGGAUGAGUAUGGCGACCGUAUGUUCAAGCUCGCCUCUGAGGGAGGUGUCAAUAUCCGAUACGAUGUGGACGAGGAUCUUCCCACUGGAACAUGCGGCGUGCUCGUGGUGAAGGGAGAGAGGUCCUUGGUAGCCAAUCUUUCAGCCGCCAACAAAUACAAGAUCGACCACUUGAAGAAGCCAGAAAACUGGGCUUUCGUGGAGAAGGCAAAGUACAUCUACAGCGCCGGUUUCUUCCUGACUGUUUCACCGGAAUCUAUGAUGACCGUGGCCAAACAUGCUGCCGAGACCGGAAAAUACUACAUGAUCAACUUAGCCGCUCCGUUCAUCUGCCAGUUCUUUAAGGACCCUCUUAUGGAGCUUUUCCCUUACGUGGAUUUCAUUUUCGGCAACGAGAGCGAGGCCAGAGCAUUUGCGCAAGUUCAAGGCUGGGAGACAGAGGACACCAAGGUGAUAGCCGUAAAGUUGGCUGCGUUACCGAAAGCUGGCGGCACCCACAAGCGUGUCGCUGUCAUCACCCAGGGAACUGACCCCACAAUUGUUGCUGAAGAUGGAAAGGUGACUGAAUUCCCCGUCACCCCUAUUCCUAAGGAGAAGUUGGUCGACACUAAUGCAGCUGGUGACUCUUUUGUCGGAGGGUUCUUGUCUCAGCUGGUGUUGGGUAAAGACAUCGCACAGUGCGUCAGAGCAGGAAACUACGCAGCCAGCGUCAUCAUCCAGCGCUCUGGAUGCACUUUCCCUUCCAAACCAUCCUUCGAAAGUCAGUAGAAAAUUGUUAGGGUAGGGGUGAGGAAAUUUGCCGCCCCUUUUUUUUGUCACAGCAUCUAUCAUGCAAUACAACUGGGUUGCCAUAUCAUCAAUUUCUACCUUA